Molecule: messenger RNA, 2539 nt
Organism: Cannabis sativa
Lineage: Eukaryota; Viridiplantae; Streptophyta; Magnoliopsida; Rosales; Cannabaceae
Product: probable transcription factor KAN2
Exons: 6
Coding region: 514-1962 (482 amino acids)
Biological process (GO): abaxial cell fate specification; regulation of DNA-templated transcription
Cellular component (GO): nucleus
Molecular function (GO): transcription cis-regulatory region binding
Source: RefSeq, a predicted model, not a curated record
UUUUUAUUUUUUAAAUAACUCUCUAUUCUUUCUCUCUCAUAUAGCUUCUCAAGUGUCAUUUUCUCACAUAUACUUCACACAAAAGAUACAACCAUUCACUUCAUACCUUGUCAUUUCUUUCUCUUUCUCUUUAUUUUUAUUUCUUUCUCUUUUUCUCUUCUCUUCUCUCUCCUCUCAAUCUCAAAAUUUGCAACUACUCUCUCAAAUUUGAUCAAACCCCAUCUGAAAAAGAAAACCCAGAAAAUCUCACCUGAAUUUCCAAAACCCUUAUCUCCCACCCUACACACAAAUCCAAUUUACCCUAACUACUACUUCCCACAAAUUCACUUCAAACACACACACACAGACAUAUAUACCUAAGCUUAUAUAUAUCUAAUCUUUGAGAAAGAACUUCUUCUUCUUUCUUCUUUUUAAUUAUCUUUUGUAAUAUAUAACUUCCUGAAAAAGAAAAGAGAAAAGAGAAAAGCUCAUCUAGUGUUGGUUCUCCCUCUCUUUCUUUUUUAUUUUAAGAAGAUGGAGCUGUUUCCUGCUCAGCCUGAUUUAUCUCUUCAAAUCAGCCCACCAAACGCAAAACCCACACCCAGUUGGAGGAGAAGUAGCGCCGGCGCCAGUGCGGCCGCCACCUCAACCGAUGAAGAAGUUGAUUUGGGGUUUUGGAAAAGAGCUCUUGACUCCCAAAACUUCUCCAUAUCUUCUUCAAUGGCUGCCAAACCCGAUAAGUACCAUCAUCAUAAUAAUAAUAAUAAUAGCAAUAAUAAUAACAAUAUCACCAACAAUAAUCAUAGUAGCAACUCUUCCUCGUGUUUUUUCGACCUCUCUCUUUCAAACAACCAUCGUCUAGUUUCUAAUUCUUCUUCCGAAAAUAACAGUACUAGUCUUUUUCUUCACCACAACCACAACCAAAACCAACAUCAUCAUCAUCAUCAUAGCAAUAAUAAACAUUUCUACAACCACGGUAAUAAUAAUAUUGGGAACAAUCUCUUCCACAGUAACAGUGCCAGCACUAGUGGUAGUACUACUAGUAUGAGUAAUAAUACUUAUCCCCACCACCAAAAUCAACUUCUGCUCCAUCAAAACGCACCGUUUCAUCACAACCUUGUUCAUCAUCAGCAACAAGGAGGUGGUGUUGGUGGUGGGUUGGGUCAAGAGUUUGGAUUCUUAAGACCCAUUAGAGGAAUUCCGGUGUACCACCAAAACCACCCGCCUGCUCCCUCAUCCUCAUUUCCCUUCUCUCAUACCCUAGAAACCACAGCUAAUUCCUUGUCUUCUUCAAUGAAUGGAAUCAACAACACAACAAGUACUAAUUCCAACCCAUUUCAGUCUCAUCAUCAUCAAGCCGCCGCCGCAGCAGCAGCAGGCUUGAUGCGAUCCAGGUUUCUUUCUCAUCGUUUCCCUGCUAAACGCAGCAUGAGAGCCCCUCGGAUGCGCUGGACGACAACUCUUCACGCUCGUUUUGUUCAUGCUGUUGAGCUAUUGGGUGGCCAUGAAAGGGCUACGCCGAAGUCAGUUCUUGAGCUAAUGGAUGUGAAGGAUUUGACCCUUGCUCAUGUUAAAUCUCAUUUACAGAUGUACCGGACGGUGAAGACAACAGAUAGAGCAGCCGCUUCUUCAGAUGCGUACGAGAAUGGGUCAUCUGGAGACACAACUGAAGAUUUAAUGUUUGACAUUCAGAACACAAGAAGGUCUGAGCAAUCGCCUCAACAGGGAAGGUCAAGUGGUCAAGACAAGGACUAUAACAGUUCUGCCCUAUGGAGCAAUUCAUCAAGCAGGGAAGCUUGGUUGCAUGGAAAAACAAAGGAUUCUAUUGGUGGAAAUAUUAUGUUAGCAUCUCUUGAUGAUGAUCAGAAAGACAUGGAUCCCAAAUGCUUAAGCGACGAAAGAAUAUCAUCAUCAGAUGGAAGCUCACCAACAAAUAGUCCCAGGAAGCCCAAUUUGGAGUUCACUUUGGGCAGAGCACUUUGAUUAUAUGAUUAUUAUAUAUAUUAUUUCCACAUUAGUAUAGAUCCUUCAUUCUGCCUCUGAUCAUUGUUACUAUACUAGUACUUCUCUUCUUUUGAAUUCGUGAUUUAAAAUGUCUAUGAAAGAAGGGUAGUCCAGCUAGCUAAGCUCUCCUUGAAUGAGAGUUGUGAGAGAGCUUGAGAUAGAUGUGAGAAUCAGGUACCCAUCUGAAAAAAUCAGCCAAAAAAUAACAAAAGAAAAGAAAAAAAAAGUAAAAGGAGAGCUAAAGAAAGACAAGGAGACAAGAAAGACAGAAAGCAACAAAAGAAGAAAAGGGUAGGAAAAAAAAAAGCAAGUCCCCCCCUAUCAAUUGCAGCUGUGAGAUCCAAAUCAACUUAUUAUAUUCCUACGUAAAUAUAUGAAAUCUAAUUGAUUUUGUAUGGUUUUGGCACCAAGCGAUAUAGAGAGAGAUAGAGAAAGAGAGAGCUUUAACUAUCUUAUUAAAGUAUUGGAAGUGAUCCUUAUUCCUUGGUAAUUGUAUUGGAGCACUUUACAUUAUAUGCAAAUUAUUAUAUUAAUUUUAUUAUUACCCUUACCUAAA